CCAAUGUAUAUGGCCGGAUCGGUGUUUCGAAAUGACAUGACGAAACUGAGCGGGCAGUUGACUAAAUCUAUUCGGCCCGAUCCGUCCAUAAACAUCAUUUUGGUGUAUGGAAGCUCGCCUCUAUUUUUGGUUCUUAAGUGUCAUAUGAGCUAUGUUACUACAUGAGUUAGAUAUUCAUUUUCUACUGUAGUCUUGCAAUAACUACUUUUUGCUGUGGUAUGAAAGGCCAAACCCUCACAGUCGUAAAGAUCCUUAGAAAUGGCAAAAUGCUGAUAUGCAUUACUUGUUAUACAUAGUUCCCACGGGCCAGUUCAAAAUCUCGGACAGUCUAAUGAAUCAAAAUUAUGAAGUGCACGUUGCCAGUAUCUAGAUUCCUCAACAAUGAAACCAUCUAAUGCCCAUAUUGCAACACUGAGUGUAAGCAUCAAAAGAAUCAUACACUGUUGCCGGAAAGCUUAUUCUAUUACGGGAAAAUUUCAAAUAGAAAGGUUAAUUUGCUAUCUCACGCAAUUUGAUUAGGUGAGCAAGACGUCCGGUUACGACGGAAAACCAGAUACGUAUUGAGGGUUUACGCGAUGCUACUAACACAAAAAUCUAAAAACCUGAGUACAUUGGGAGUAUGUAAAACAGAAAUAAGCCAAUAGGUUAAGGCAUAUCUAUAGGGCACGUUGUGAAACGUUGCACGUUGGCAAAAAGCAAUUACUGACUGAUAUUCAAAGUGGCCAGGUAUGUAAACAAUAAAUUCAACAAAAAAUACGCUUUUAUUAUUUUCACUGAUUCACCGAGUCGUGCUUUCAACUACAUUUAUAGUGCUCACAUUUGCAGGACCCCUUAUUUUGGCAUACACCUAUAAUCAGAGACGUAGCUGCUCAGGAAGACAUCCAGCAGGUCAUAAAAAAUAUCCGCGUGUUAGCUCAGUGGGUAGCCUAUUUCCCUGCUAAUAUUAGGAACAAGUUGUGAUCUACUUUCAAACUGGGCAUAGACACACGGCCGCCUGAUAGGACGCCUAACGGAGAUACCGGACGUAGAGGCUAUAACAGAUUAAACGUAAUCGAAUGUGACUGUCAGAUCGUUUGCUACCGUAGCAAAAAUAGAACUGGCUAUGUAUUUACACAGAUAUGUAAGUCUGAUAACAGAACACACAGAAAUUGUUUCACAAGUAAAUCUGGUCUAUCGACCUUAAUUGCUGAGCGUUUGUAAACUGACAGAAUCUCUUUUGCGGCAUUACCUUAAGAUGCCUUGCUGGGCAAAUUUUCCUGUCUGGUACAUCGGUCAUCUCAUCUUAUCCACAAGUCCUACGCACGUAAAGGCUACAACAAGUGAGAUUUCAGUUUUGGACUUAUUCACAGUAUGUGGCCUGUUUGCAUGAGGGUACGUAUUAUUUUUGCUUUCUAAAAAAAUCUGCACAAUUGUGUACUUGAUUGUUGAAAAAAUAGAUAUUUGUCUGCCUUGAGCCAAAUAUGUGCUUGAGACGUCUUAAAAACCCAAUUUCUUGUCUCAAACUAUAGCAUUCCUGAGCCGUACGGAGUCAUUGAGAUAGGUCAACUGUACUGUAAAAUUGAAAAAAAAAACAAAGUAUUUGUAAUGCUUAGCACCUUCGUAUUUCGCAAAAUUGUUGCUUGUACUUGUUAAGAAAGAACGUAACCAAUAUUAUUCCUUCGCACAAAUAUCGAAUAUCUACUAACAACCUUUUUUCCCUUUUUUUUUCCCUACAAGAGACAGUUGCAAACGGAGUUGUCGGACGAAGAAGAAACGCCGAUUUUCAAAAGAGACUUGAUCUUCUAUAGCAGCAGGCGUGUUUCAUCAUUACGGCCUUGACAGGCAACAGCACGGCCCUAAGCCGAUUUCUUAACUGUGUUCCACAAAUAGACCCAAAACAAUCUUGUUUGUAAGUUCUGGUUACGUGAGUGUCUUCACCUUCGUGAUAAUGAUGACCGAGGCCUGGGGAGUGAUCACUCUGGGAAAAAGCAAAUUUUACAUGGAUUUCCCAAUGGCCACAGAAGCUAGCGACGGUACCUCUCCGGUUCAUGAUGUGACGUCUACCGAGCGUGGCAAAGCUCGAGCCUCAGUCUUCGAAGAACUCCUGUCCCGUGAGCAGAUUGAUGUACCUUUGCUCCGAAAGUAUUGCUUCCACGGCAUUCCGGACGGCCCUAGCUUGCGAUCGUUGUGCUGGAAAAUUCUGCUUGGUUAUUUAGGGGGUGACCGACGCCAAUGGCCCGAGUACCUAGCACAACAACGUCAGCUAUAUGCACGUUUUGUCAACGAAAUGGUAGUUGGGUCAGGAACAGCGACUGACCAGUCAUGUGAGGACCAUCCGCUCAACAUGAACCCUGACUCAAGAUGGCAGAGUUACUUCAAAGACAACGACGUGCUCCUACAAAUCGACAAGGAUGUUAGAAGGCUCUGUCCUGACAUAUCGUUCUUUCAGCAGGCUACGCAAUUUCCUUGCAAAAAAAUCGUCGAUGAUCCCUUGGUCGAUUCAUUACGAGAGCGGGUAGAGCGGACCGUACUGCGGUCAGGCGCAGUCCAGCGUAGUCGAACAGGUCUAACAAACGUCGCACUGUUUAAGAAAAUUACCACGGAGAAAUAUUCAGCUUUACCCAGUGGUCAGGAGGCUCACUGGGAGGUGGUGGAACGAAUCCUGUUUAUCUAUGCAAAGUUGAACCCCGGUGUUGGCUAUGUUCAGGGAAUGAACGAGAUCCUCGGCCCUAUUUAUCACACAUUGGCAACUGAUGCAGAUACGACAGUUCGUGAACACGCUGAAGCAGAUAGUUUUUUUUGCUUUACGCAACUGAUGUCGGCAAUGCGAGACUUUUUCCUCAACGCCAUGGACAACACGGUUAGCGGUAUUGGUGCCAUGAUGGACCGCUUCAUGAGUCAAGUGAAAACUAUCGAUCCUGAAUUGCAUCAACGUCUCGUUCAGCAGGAAAUUAAGCCACAGUUCUACGCAUUUCGCUGGAUUACGCUUCUUUUGAGCCAGGAAUUUUCCCUUCCCGAGGUCGUCCGAUUAUGGGACUCAAUUUUCGCGAUGAACGAACGACUCGACUUCGGAUUCCUUCUGUCAACGUGUUGCGCGAUGAUGAUUCUAUUGCGAGAAGAGUUGUUAGAGGGUGAUUUUGCCCACAAUAUGAAAUUGUUGCAGAAUAUUCAACAUAACGAAAUUGAUGGCGUAUCAGUCGAUGACAUUCUAAACAAAGCUCUCUGUCUUUAUGAUAAUGCACCAGUGACGAAACUGGCAGAUAGUGCGGGCCAGUUGUAACUUUCAUCAACAGCUCGACGAUGUUUUAUAGAUGCCUAUCUAUGCCAAUUAAAUAGUCUUACUUAAGUGCUAUAUAGAAUAAAAUUAGCAUGAAGAAUGAUUACGGUCAAAAAGCGAGAUGAGAUGAACACCUUAUUGUUUUUAUGAGUGAUAAUGUCUAACUAAAACACGAAUCAACGGCGUGUACAGUUAUAGCUAUCGUAGCAUCCAACAAAUGGGCAAUCUUAGGAUAUGCUUAUUUGGAAGGUGUUAAUAAUUAUUGGAACUCUCCCAACUAAGUAAUCGAUAUGAUACUGAAAGGAGGUUUUAAAUUCUCAGCGUUUUGUUGGCACUCGUUCGUGUUCAUUUAGAAUUCUAAACAACUUUAAACGUGCUGAUAUUAUGAGGAUAUUUAUGAUGGCCGUAAGUGAAACUAGAUACCCGGUAAUGAUGGUUACAAGGAGAAUUAAAGUUUUCAUCUUAAAAACAUGUGAGAGAAUAAGACUAUUUUUCGCUAGAGCAAUACGUUAAUGACUUCUAGAGGACUUUAUUAUGUCAGAGUAUGUACGGGUAAGACUAUAGUGAUGGGAUAGAUAUUCCUGAACAAAUGAGUAUCAUCAUAUUGGCACGAGUUCAAAAUGAAGUAAUAAAUCGCCCCCGCUGAGAUUAAUAGCUGCAGCCGAAGUAUGUUGGUGAAUUAUCUCUCCUUUAUGGGGCUUAACCUAUACAUAGAUAUAUAUAUAUAUAUAUAUAGGAAAAUUAAUAAAAAAAAAUUAUAUUUUUAAUUGACUAACUAAAUCCAGCUUGACACAAGCUUGUAAAUGUACAACGCAAUAGCAGUCACAAUUUACAACGUACAAUAGAAACAAAUGUGUUAUAUGUAAAGGAGUAUUUUGCUUGGAACCACCUCAUUAUUCGAAUCGACUGUUCGAAAACAGAACCAAAUAGGUAAUUGUAACAUUCCAUGUUUUUAAAUAACACCAAAAACUGAAUGAUGAUAAUAAUGCAGUUGAGGUCGAGAUUACCUAGGCGAAAACUACUCGACGUGAUCAAGCUGAGUCUCAAUUAAACUUUGACUUGACUUGAAUACUUUCAUUGGCUCACGCAUGUAUCGAGGUCUUCGCAACAUACUAUGCUGUUUGGAUCAUAUUUAGCUGCAUUUUCGACUCGGGCUGCGACUGGGAUUUCUCCAAUCAAUCAGACAUUUCUCAUAAUCAGUUUCUAGGGUUAACCGGGUGUUUUCGAAGUGGCUGAUGGUGAUAUUUAUAGCGGGUUUGCUCACUUUGACAAUUUCAACAAUGGCGUUAUUCCGCUGUGCGUGUAAUGAGUAUUAUGACUUCAUGAUUAUUGAGAGAUAGUUCGGGUAAUCAGACGUAAAAAGAAAAUCGACGAUGAUUAGCUGUUAUAAUCGCUUUUAUCGGGUGGUUCUGAUAGAUCUGCGAAAAAAAGCGUCUAAAAUGCAUGCAAAAAAUACGCGUAAAUGCCCCGGCGUGAAGGUCACACGUUUUUCGUACUACCUAAACAUACAGGCCAUUUGUUCGUUCGCGUAUUUGACAUUCGUGUAAAUAAAAGUAUACACAUGAAAACAAC
Molecule: messenger RNA, 4828 nt
Organism: Varroa destructor (honeybee mite)
Lineage: Eukaryota; Metazoa; Arthropoda; Arachnida; Mesostigmata; Varroidae
Product: TBC1 domain family member 13
Biological process (GO): intracellular protein transport; activation of GTPase activity
Molecular function (GO): GTPase activator activity
Source: RefSeq, a predicted model, not a curated record